Molecule: messenger RNA, 2244 nt
Organism: Bathycoccus prasinos
Lineage: Eukaryota; Viridiplantae; Chlorophyta; Mamiellophyceae; Mamiellales; Bathycoccaceae
Exons: 1
Coding region: 1-2244 (747 amino acids)
Biological process (GO): positive regulation of transcription by RNA polymerase I; positive regulation of rRNA processing
Cellular component (GO): nucleolus
Molecular function (GO): RNA binding; protein binding
Source: RefSeq, a predicted model, not a curated record
AUGGACUUUAAACACUCAACGGCAGGAUAUUUUUCAAAGAGGGAAGGAAUCCUUUCUCCUGAUGAUAAGCUACUACUACUUCUAUGUGAUAAAGUAGUGAAAGUUUAUAACAGAGAAAGUGGGAAAUAUAUCGAGAGUAUUACCGGACAUACGAAAGAAAUUACAUCCUGUAUUUUCCACCCACAAGAUAGUAAUUUUUUAAUAACUUCUUCUCUUGACAGUAGAAUUGGGUUCUGGGAUUUUCAACACGGAGUCUACACAUUUAUUGAAGUGCCGGGCCCUAUUGAGUCUAUGUCUUGUCCCGAAGGCUCUACAAGAAACGAUUUGAUAUUCUUUUCAACGCAAAAGCAAGGUGGAGGAGGCAGAGUUUGGGCACUCUCAAUCACAAAGAGGAAGAUAAUAGAAAAGGUAUUGAAGGCUGCACGAGCGCCAAAGUUAGUAUGUAGCCCUAAUGGUGCAUUACAAUGUGCAUUUGAGCGUAGCUCUUUAAUUCUAUGGUAUGUUUUUAAAGGGAAGCAAAACAGCAGAGUUUCGGAUUUUAUUCGUAUAAGUCAUUCCAAAACUGUAACCUCUGUUGCAAUAUGUCCAAAUGAGAAAAUUGUUGCAGUUGGGGAUACUACAGGACGAAUUACUUGCUACUAUGGAUUGACGAUAAGAAAAGAUGGGGGUUUUGUUCCCCAUAAAAAUUUAAGAAAAACUGGAAGUGGAGAAAUUAGAGAAGACUUUCCUCACAAUACACUUCACUGGCAUUCUACGGCUAUCGUUGCUUUAAAAUUUACACUGGAUGGGGUGAGCUUAUUGUCAUGCGCAAGUGAAGAAGUUUUUGUCGUUUGGUCCAUCUCAGAAGGUCGAAAAUCCUUUUUACCUCGAAUAGGUACAUCAAUAUCUACUAUAAUUCGUCUGAACACGGAUGUAUCCCAGUUUGUUCUUUGUGGUGUAGAUAACUCAGCAUAUCUUCUGAGUUUGCCAAAUUUGAGUCUAGAAGAAAUACUAAGAGGUAUAACAAACGAUACUUAUAAUAGGAGCUGUCGCAGUGUUCGCUCUAUAAAUGCUAUGUAUGCUAUCCCUUUUCAGCAGGAAAAUUUAUUGAUGGUAAAUACAGGCUCUGUAAUUCAAGUUUUUGACUAUAAAGCUGAUAAGCACAUAACUUGUUUAGAAAUAACUGGCGAAGUAUUCAAAGGUGCAGAUGAUAGCCCUGCAACAACUUUUAAAUACAGAGUUACCAUCGCGAGUUUUUCUGAAGAUGGCAUGAUAUUAUUCACAGUGGAUAGUAAAAACAAGAUUGGUACUAGUAUCAAUAGCAUCGAGACACUCAAAGUAUGGGAGCAAAUUACAAUGAAAAGACAUGUAUGUUAUCAGUUAGUUGGCUGCUGUGAAUCUCCACACCAGCCUGCGAUACGUACUAUAGGCAUUAGUAAAUAUCGUGGUUCCUACCGAGCAUUUACUGCUGGUAAGGACAGUAUCAAAUUGUGGUCAAAAAAAAGUGGAACUUCCAGUUCAUGGAGCUGUGAAACAACAAGUAAAUAUUUCAAUGAGCAAGUAGUAGAAGUUGGAGCAUUUAGUCAAGAUAGCUCAAUGCUUUUGACUUCCUCAUCAAAUAUCUGCAUAUGGUGUGCCGAAAAACUUGACAAGAUUACCGUAUUUUCGGACUCGACUUUUUCUGGGAAGAUUAAUUCCCUUGCCACUGUUGGAAGCUUUUUUUUAUGUGCAUCACUUACUAGUAUUACAGGUUGGGACAUUCUAACUUUCAAACAGAGUUUUGUUUUUAGCGUCAAGUGUGAAGAGCUAAAGAUUGAUAGACAUAGUAAACUUUUUUUAGCACAAAUACAUAUUGAAAGUAUUGAAAGAGUGCUAAAUAAGGAGAAGCGAAGUGCAGGGAUAGUUAUGAUAUGUGAUUACAAUCGAAUUUCUCCUGAUCACUUAACAGUGAUGGAGCCGAGUUCAGAAUUAAUUAUGCUUCCGACGUCAUCAAAAAUCGACAAAAGAAAUGUUCCUAACACGAUAAUUGCAACAGCAGACUCCAGAAUUCUCGAGCGAGAGGCUCCACUAGUGCGCGUUAAAGGGAUAAUGAGUUCUGUUCAUAAUCAUAUGGAUUCACUUCAAAAUGACAAAGCUGAGAUCGUUCUAAACAGUACUUUAUUGAUUCGUGGUUCUUCAAGUUGCUUUACGCACAUAGCAUCCUUUCAAUUGCCACGAAUAUCUCUCAUGUGUGGUGCUUUCAUCGAUGGAUUGGUUAAGUCAUAA